AUAAAAUUAGCAACUAUGCGGAACAAGCGAGGUGUGCAAGUAGUUGGGUACGCAGAAUAGUACCUCGACAUCAGCGACAUCAGCCUUUGACAUUGGAACAUUUCAAAAAACAAUAAUAAAUUCAUCUGACUAUAAAAGAAAUACAUAGUUCAAUAGCUCCGGAGUGACAAACCGGCUUGUUGUUGGGAUGUAAACAAAUCCCCGAGGCGAAAAUUUCGAGAUUGAAUUGAUUUCUUGACGGUGGAAGAUCUAGCAUGGGAUGGAAGUAACUGAGUUAUUUACGAAAAUAUGUGGAGAUGAAUACUAAAAUUAUUACUCAUGGUGAACUAAGGAAAUUACUAGGCAACACAAGAAGAAAUCGUCCAUAUCAGGUUCCCAAAUUGUUCAGUGACAUGGAAGAUGCUGACUACUAUAUACAGGCAGCCAAACGACUACAGAAGAAAAACAACGGAUACAAAUUAAAAAUUAUAGUUAUUCCGUGGUAUUCAUGUGUUAUGUUUGUUAUUUCAAAUAAACAUGAUAAUAGGUAA
Messenger RNA from Acanthoscelides obtectus, 530 nucleotides. The record is from the annotation of a GenBank genome assembly. Lineage: Eukaryota; Metazoa; Arthropoda; Insecta; Coleoptera; Chrysomelidae.